AGACGAUACUACGAUAUGGCCAUAGCAAUGCCAGCCCCAGCUGCAGCUUGCUCGCUUCUUCUGCUUCUCCUUGUGGUGGCGGCGCCGGUGGCCGCCGGGAAUCCCAAGAUCGAUGAGUGUGUCAUCCAUGGUGUCCGUUGGGCCGCUUGGGCCGACUCGGAGCAGUUGACGGAGGGCCUCGGCAUCCCGGAGCGCACGUUCAGCGCCUUCAUCUUCGACCUCUCCGUCGGGCGGCAGGCCCUCUCGGUCGUCAUGGACAUCUCCAGCGAGCUCGUCUGGGUGCAGUGCUCGCCCGGGCUCAGGCCCACGCCCACCUUCCUGCCCGACCACUCCGGCUCCUUCGCCCCGGUCGCCCCCUGCCCAUCAUUCGUGCGCAACAACUCUGGCUCCUUUGGCCAGAUCCACUACGCCGACCGGACCUGCAACCCCGGCGACCACGGCUGCGAAGCCCGCUGCGGGUACGUGGAGCACAUCUACGGCGCCGGCAACACGUCCGGCUACCUCGCCACCGACAGGUUCGGUUUGGGGAACACGAAGGUCAGCGGCAUGGUGUUCGGCUGCAGCUGCAGCCACAACGUCACGAUGUUGAGCGACCUCGACGGAGCUUCCGGCUUCGUCGGAUUCAGCAGGGGCCCCCUCUCCCUCGUGUCGCAGCUCCAGAUCUCAAGGUUCUCCUACUUCACCACGCUCCCCGGCGACCCCGACAACAGCAAGGCCUUCGUUAGCUUGAGCUGGGCAGCAGACCACGCUGACGCUAAGGGCAGCCACACGCCGCUGCUGGCGGCCAGGCCCAACCAGAACUCGUACUUGUACUACGUCAACCUCACCGGCCUGCAGGUGGACGGGCAGCUCCUCACCGACAUCCCGGCGGGGACCUUCGACGUCCGGGCGAACGGCUCCGGCGGGGUGUUCCUCAGCACCACCCUGCCCUUCACCUACCUCGACGAGCCCGCGUACAAGGUUCUGAGGCGGGAGCUCGUGAGCAGGGUCCGAUCGCAGGGCCUGGCUCCGGUGAACGCUACGGCCGGCCACAGCCUCUGCUUCCUCACGCAGCACUUCUCCAAGCUGAAGGUUCCCAAGCUCGCCCUGGUGUUCGACGGCGCCGACGCGACGAUGGAGCUCAGGGCGCAGAACUACUUCUGGAACUUCAGUGGCGGGCAGACGUGCCUCACCAUACUGCCGUCGACCACCGGCAGGUCCAUCUUAGGCAGCCAGCUGCAGACCGGCAGGACGAUGACCUACGACAUCCAUGGCGACAGCGGCGGCCAGCUGACGUUCUCGGGAGCUCCAGCGCCGGCGCAGGUGUCGCUGGCUACGCUCUUACUCAUCUGGGUGUUCCUCCUCUAGUUCCAGCUAGAUCAUGCCACCGGGCAAUAACCUUAGCGUGAGGUUGCUCAGUGAAGUCGGAUUGCUCAGAGAAGUACUAGUAUAUUGUUGUAUUGCAUUUCGAGUUUUCAUUUCAAUCAUCCCGCUGCUACCAAUCUAUGUUGAAUUGCAGUGCUCGAUCUGGUAUUGAUUUAGAAUUUGAGGUUA
Messenger RNA from Triticum dicoccoides, 1533 nucleotides. Its product is annotated as aspartic proteinase nepenthesin-1-like. The coding region runs from base 16 to 1347 and encodes 443 amino acids. Lineage: Eukaryota; Viridiplantae; Streptophyta; Magnoliopsida; Poales; Poaceae. The transcript has a single exon. The record is from RefSeq and is a predicted model, not a curated record. Gene Ontology annotation, cellular component: extracellular region.